GGCAUCACAUUGAGAACCUGGACCUCUUCUUCUCUCGCAUCUAUAACCUUCAUCAGAAGAAUGGCUUCACCUGCAUGCUCAUUGGAGAGAUCUUUGAGCUCAUGCAGUUCAUCUUCGUGGUGGCAUUCACCACCUUUCUUAUCAGCUGCGUGGAUUACGACAUCCUUUUUGCCAACAAAGCGGUAAAUCACAGCCAGCAUCCCAGUGAGCCCAUUAAGGUGACUCUGCCAGAUGCCUUCCUGCCUCCGAAUGUCUGCAGUGCGAGGAUCCAGGCAAAUAGCUUCCUCAUCUGCAUCCUGGUGAUAGCUGGAGUUUUCUGGAUCCACCGACUCGUCAAAUUUAUCUACAACAUUUGCUGCUACUGGGAGAUUCACUCUUUCUACAUCAAUGCCCUCAAAAUCCCUAUGUCCACCCUGCCGUACUACACCUGGCAGGAGGUGCAGGCCCGCAUCGUGCAGAUCCAGAAGGAGCACCAGAUCUGCAUCCACAAGAAGGAGCUGACGGAGCUGGACAUCUACCACCGCAUCCUCCGCUUCAAGAACUACAUGGUGGCCAUGGUGAACAAGUCGCUGCUUCCCAUCCGCUUCCGCCUGCCCUUGCUGGGAGACACCGUCUUCUACACGCGUGGGCUCAAGUACAACUUCGAGCUCAUCUUCUUCUGGGGGCCUGGAUCCCUCUUUGAGAAUGAGUGGAGCCUGAAGGCUGAGUACAAGCGGGCUGGGAACCGCCUGGAGCUGGCUGAGAAGCUCAGCACUCGUAUCCUCUGGAUUGGCAUUGCUAACUUCCUCCUCUGCCCCCUCAUCCUCAUCUGGCAGAUCCUCUAUGCUUUCUUCAGCUACACGGAAAUCCUGAAGCGGGAGCCGGGCAGCCUGGGUGCCCGCUGCUGGUCUCUCUACGGCCGCUGUUACCUCCGUCACUUCAACGAGCUGGACCACGAACUGCACUCACGCCUCAGCAAGGGCUACAAGCCAGCUUCCAAGUACAUGAACUGCUUUAUCUCCCCGCUCCUCACCAUCGUGGCCAAGAACGUGGCCUUCUUUGCUGGCUCCAUCCUGGCUGUGCUCAUCGCUCUCACCAUCUAUGACGAGGACGUGCUGGCGGUUGAGCACGUCCUGACCACGGUCACCCUGCUCGGGGUGGGCGUCACGGUGUGCAGGUCUUUCAUCCCCGACCAGCACCUGGUGUUUUGCCCAGAACAGCUGCUGCGGGUCAUCCUGGCACACAUCCACUACAUGCCUGACCACUGGCAGGGCAAUGCCCACCGCUACGAGACCAGGGAUGAGUUUGCCCAGCUCUUCCAGUACAAAGCGGUCUUCAUCCUGGAGGAGCUCCUGAGUCCCAUCAUCACGCCCCUGAUCCUCAUCGUCUGCCUGCGGCCCAAGUCCUUGGACAUUGUCGACUUCUUCCGCAACUUCACGGUGGAGGUGGUGGGUGUGGGCGACACCUGCUCCUUCGCCCAGAUGGACGUGCGCCAGCACGGACACCCGGCGUGGAUGUCGGCGGGGAAGACGGAAGCCUCCAUUUACCAGCAGGCGGAGGAUGGCAAGACAGAGCUGUCCCUCAUGCACUUUGCCAUCACCAACCCCAAGUGGCAGCCGCCUCGCGAGAGCACGGCCUUCAUCGGCUUCCUGAAGGAGCGGGUACACCGGGACAGCAGCGUGGCACUGGCUCAGCAGGCUGUGCUCCCCGAAAACGCCCUCUUCAGCUCCAUCCAGUCCCUGCAGUCGGAGUCAGAGCCUCACAGCCUGAUUGCCAACGUGAUAGUGGGCUCCUCGGCACUGGGCUUCCACAUGGGCCGGGACGGACAGGCCUCCCGCCAUCUCUCUGAAGUGGCCUCGGCCCUGCGUUCCUUCUCCCCGCUCCAGUCUGCCCAGCAGCCUCCUAGCGGCUUCCAGACGGCAGGAAGGGAUGGAGAGGGAUCCCAGCCUCGCGGUGCCAGUGCCAUGACAGCCUCUGGCGCCGAUGCGAGGACCGUGAGCUCGGGGAGCAGCGCCUGGGAGGGUCAGCUGCAGAGCAUGAUCCUGUCGGAGUACGCCUCCACCGAGAUGAGCCUCCACGCGCUCUACAUGCACGAGUUGCACAAGCAGCACGCCCAGCUGGAGCCCGAGCGGCACACUUGGCACCGGCGAGAGAGCGACGAGAGCGGGGAGAGCACCCACGAGGAGCUGGAUGCGCAGCGGGGUGCCCCCAUCCCUCGCUCUGCCAGCUACCCCUUCUCCUCCCCGCGGCAGCCUGCCGAGGAGACGGCCACGCUACAGACGGGCUUCCAGCGGCGAUACGGUGGCAUUACAGACCCAGGCACAGUACACAGAGCCCCGUCGCACUUCUCCCGCCUCCCCCUGGGAGGCUGGGCUGAUUUUUUUUUCCCAGAGCCGGUGCCGGAGGAGAGCUCGGAGGACGAGCUUCCACCCCAAAUCCACAAG
Molecule: messenger RNA, 2423 nt
Organism: Eurypyga helias (sunbittern)
Lineage: Eukaryota; Metazoa; Chordata; Aves; Eurypygiformes; Eurypygidae
Product: autophagy-related protein 9A-like
Biological process (GO): protein localization to phagophore assembly site; autophagy of mitochondrion
Cellular component (GO): phagophore assembly site; autophagosome
Source: RefSeq, a predicted model, not a curated record